This is a messenger RNA of Arabis nemorensis, 615 nucleotides long. The record is from the annotation of a GenBank genome assembly. NCBI's taxonomy places the organism in Eukaryota, Viridiplantae, Streptophyta, Magnoliopsida, Brassicales, Brassicaceae.
AUGCCGAGGAAACCCGACCCGGUUACUCCAAACCCGGUUCAGAGCAAUGCCAAAGAGAUUCGUUACAGAGGUGUAAGAAAACGUCCAUGGGGAAGAUACGCAGCUGAGAUCCGAGAUCCGUGUAAGAAAACUCGUGUCUGGCUCGGUACGUUCGACACGGCUCAACAAGCGGCGCGUGCUUACGAUGCAGCGGCGCGUGAGUUUCGUGGUAACAAAGCUAAGACCAAUUUUCCGACAUAUCUCGAGCUUAACAACAACGCGAAAACUGCGGUUGUUGUUGACGGUGGUGCUCGUGGUGGUGGUGGUUACUCUCGUAGUCCUAGUCAGAGUAGCACCUUAGACUCUGUUUCUCCGACGUCGGCGAGAUUGGUUACACCACCGGAGCUCGAGCUCAGUUUAGGAAGAGGAGGCGGAAACGGCGGCGCGUGUUAUCGGAUUCCGGUUGCUCGUCCUUUGUACUACUAUAAUGUGACGACGGCGUUUAUGCCGGCGGCGAGAGCUUGUGGGGUCCAGAGUGAGUCUGAUUCGUCGUCGGUCGUUGAUUUCGAGAAUGGAGCUGAGAAGAAAUAUCAGCCGUUAGAUCUGGAACUUAAUUUAGCUCCUCCGGCGAAAUAG